This is a messenger RNA of Plutella xylostella (diamondback moth), 711 nucleotides long. Lineage: Eukaryota; Metazoa; Arthropoda; Insecta; Lepidoptera; Plutellidae. The record is from RefSeq and is a predicted model, not a curated record.
AUGGCGCCGAGGAGCACGGGCCAAUCACCGUUCGGGCAGCCGGGCCAGCCACCGCUCGCGCAGUCGCGUCCGCUGCACCAGCCGUGCCAGCCGCCCGCGCAGCCGCGCCGGCCAUGGCAGCCGCCCGCGCAGUCGUGCCAGUCGACCACGCAGCCGCGCCGGCCGUGCCAGCCGCCCGCGAAGCCGCGCCAGCCGUGCCAGCCGCCCGCGCAGCCGCGCCAGCCGUGCCAGCCGGCCACGCAGUCGCGCCGGCCGUGCCAGCCGGCCACGCAGCCACGCCGGCCGUGCCAGCCGCCCGCGCAGCCGCGCCAGCCGUGCCAGCCGCCCGCGCAGCCGCGCCAGCCGUGCCAGCCGGCCACGCAGCCGCGCCGGCCGUGGCAGCCGCCCGCGCAGCCGCGCCAGCCGUGCCAGCCGCCCGCGCAGCCGCGCCAGCCGUGCCAGCCGCCCGCGCAGCCGCGCCAGCUGUGCCAGCCGGCCGCGCAGCCGCGCCAGCCGUGCCAGCCGGCCGCGCAGCCGCGCCAGCCGUGCCAGCCGGCCGCGCAGCCGCGCCAGCCGUGCCAGCCGGCCGCGCAGCCGCUCCAGCCGUGCCAGCCGGCCACGCAGCCGCGCCAGCCGUGCCAGCCGGCCGCGCAGCCGCGCCAGCCGUGCCAGCCGGCCGCGCAGCCGCGCCAGCCGUGCCAGCCGGCCGCGCAGCCGCGUCAGCCGUGCUAG